UUUGUUAGCUUUUCGUUGAUUUAUUUGUUUCGGUAGUUUUUAACUAAUUUUAAAUAUUAUGGCCAAUUCCUUGCAUAAAAAUUUCGAAACACUUCGAAAUAUCUUCGAGGAAGUACUCAAAAUGAAAAAUGGUUCUGGCGAACGUGAAAGAGCCGAUGAAUUAACCGAGAAACGCAAAUACGCUUCGCUCUUGUUUGUUCUGAUCAAAAAAGUUAAUCGUAUGGUAAAGUAUAGUCUGCGUUCUGGGCGAGAAGAUCUGCAUCGUGAAAAAGUGCGUGUAGACAGUAAUCGCCUGCAUUUACAAAACCUUCUUUACGAGGUUAAUCAUUUGAAACGCGAGAUUCGUUAUUGUCAUAAAUUCAAAAGUCAAGAUGAGGAUAUAGAAUUGGUGCCAGAAGAUGAAGAAAAAACCGAAGAUGAUAAAACUUUGAUGCCUACAGACAUGACACCAUUGUCCGGACAUGCUAAGCAUUUGGCACGGCUUGAAAGAGAAUUGAACUUACGUAAGCAAUUGUCUGCACAAUGCAAGGAGUUACUUAAUACCAAACAGCAGGUGUUCAGGGAUAUUAUAUUGAAAACAGAGAAAUUGACAUCGUUUGCGCCGUCAUUGCGCACCCUAUUAAAGGCAACGCGACCACUACAGGAUGCACUGCAAGUACCUAUGGAUCGUGAGUGGAAAUUGCAGCAACUGGUACAGCUGUUACCGCAGCCACUUUAUCUCGCAUAUAUGAAUAUACAUGCACUAGAGCUAGCCAAAGAGUGUGAUGUUUGUGUAGUUGUGGUGGGUAGUGAGGAUGAUGUGCGUCAGCUGGAAAUAGCGGCACAAACCGAAGUUGUUAAGAGUAAUGCCAGUUCCGAUACGGAUGAAUUAGAUAUUGGUAGCGUUGCAAAAAAACGUAAAACACAUGGUGGCAACAACGAUCUUCUAUUGGAUCUGAUGCAAGAACAACGAAAGCGCAUUUUACAACCACAUCCUCUAGAAGUUCGUUUCACCAUUAACAAUGGUGCCAAGAGUAUGGAAGAAUCUAUUACGGUGAAAUUACGUUAUUUUAAACGUUUGGGCUUCGUCUCUGCGGCAACAGUAAUAAGUUUGAGUGACGCAGAACAAAAUUAUGCUGAUGCAACGCUCACACAAGAUGUGCUCAAAUAUUUACAUGAUGAUGAUGUGGGUGAUACCAUACCAGUACCAGGUGCAGAAUAUGAAUUGAAACAUAUAAAUAUGACAACGAAGGAAUGUUUGGACCAUUUAAAAAGCAAGGAAUAUGGAAGACCCUACCGUUGGUUGCAGAAAAUGUGUUGUAUUGAAAUUUUUAAUGACGCAAAUGAUACAUCGGUUGUAGCUACGCCAACAGAGCAACCAAAAUUACAGAAAAUGAUACCAGAUCUAAUCAAAUCUAUACAACAACUAUGGAAUUAUCGUUUAAACCUAAUCAAACAAAUACGUGCUUUAGUGCAAAAACAUAUUGAUUUAUAUCUAAAGGAAGAACGUUUACCCACUACACGCCCUGCAUGCAGUCUUGUACAGUGGACAGCUCUAACGUAUGAAGAGUAUGCCACAUCAGCUCCAUACAAUGACAGUGAGCUUGUCAAUGGUAAUCAACUAUACUAUCGUGCUGUGGUUGUACGCGGUUCUGCCAAAAUGGAAUGCCUCGUUAGUAUAAGUAGUAAAUUUCCAACUGAAAGCCCACUCUGGUUUAUAUGCAUUUACUGGAAUGGUCAACACAAUGCUAUGAAUAGUGCAGCGGUGAAAGCGAUGGAGUUUUGGACAAAUUCAUUGACACAAGCUCAAUUGCAACAUCCUCUGGCUUUGCUAGCUACACAGCUUGUACGUACCAUGUACAGCUUUGAUAUAUUUUUGGAGACUGAAGGACCGCUUUACAAUCCAGUCGAGUAUCAUCGGGAAAAACACUAUAUAAAGGCAUUCGCGAAGCGUAUACGUGCGAGACCAUACCGCUAUAUCGAGGGUGGCACAGUUAACACAUUUAAGCAGUAGAUUGUAAGAUUUAUGAACACAACACUGUACUGUACUUAGAAAUGAAAAUAAAUAUUACAUAAAUAUAUAUAUACAUAAAAAUUA
Ceratitis capitata (Mediterranean fruit fly) is the source of this 2077-nucleotide messenger RNA. RefSeq names its product THO complex subunit 5 (gene thoc5). Gene Ontology annotation, molecular function: mRNA binding. Gene Ontology annotation, cellular component: THO complex part of transcription export complex. The transcript has a single exon. Bases 59 to 1993 code for a protein of 644 amino acids. Lineage: Eukaryota; Metazoa; Arthropoda; Insecta; Diptera; Tephritidae. The record is from RefSeq and is a predicted model, not a curated record. Gene Ontology annotation, biological process: mRNA export from nucleus; positive regulation of DNA-templated transcription, elongation.